Molecule: messenger RNA, 3945 nt
Organism: Xyrauchen texanus (razorback sucker)
Lineage: Eukaryota; Metazoa; Chordata; Actinopteri; Cypriniformes; Catostomidae
Product: rho GTPase-activating protein 7
Biological process (GO): actin cytoskeleton organization; regulation of Rho protein signal transduction; signal transduction
Molecular function (GO): protein binding; GTPase activator activity; lipid binding
Source: RefSeq, a predicted model, not a curated record
GUUCUGGAUUAAAUGUCAAACUACCAUGAAGAAACAUCCUUCUCUCUGGACUUCAUGAACCUCUACAUAAAGAUUUAAUGAAUAGUGACUGGAUGCAUUUGAAAGUACAUGAAUAUGGCUCACACAGUGAAAACUCCACUCAGGAGGGCUUUUAGCGAGCAUGUGAAGGAUUCCACUAACAAGGCAUGGGAUAUUUUUUGGAAGAGUACUCGAGAGAAACGGCUCUCAGAGAUUGAAGCAAAGGAGGCCUGUGAUUGGCUUCGUGCAGCUGGCUUCCCUCAGUAUGCACAGUUAUUCACUGAUAGCUGUUUCCCCAUUGACCUAGACUGGGUGAAGAGUGAUCAUGAAUUUUUGGAUAAGGAUACCAUAGAUUCUCUCUGCAGGAGAUUAAGCACUUUAAUCAAGUGUGUGGAGAUGAAGCUCCAGUUGAGCCGGUCAAAGAGACGGGCAGAUGAAGAGGAGGAAGAAGACCUCUAUGCCAUCAGCCCAAAAUGGUCAUUUGACAGGAAGAGUAGACGCUGGAUCCGUGUGGAUGACGGGGAGCUUAUACAACUUAACAGCCCCAUUUCAAGUUUGAGGAGAUCAGAAAGCUGUGAGGCCUCCCUUUCUGACAGUGGGGAGGUCCAUGAGCUUAGUUCCACUCAAAGCUUGAGUAAUGCAGACAGUGAUGGGGGAUGUGCUUCCAACAAAACCACUGAGGAAUUGGAGACAAGUCGUAGUUCCUCCAGAUGCUCAUCUAACUACAAGCCAACCCAAUCUCCUGGCACUUCUUUCAGCAGACCUCCGUCCCCAGGUGAGCAUCACACUUCAAGCAGUAAGGAGUACUUAACUGAGAAGCCUCCAGUGAAAAAGGGUAAAAGUCUUCUGCGUAAGAUGGAGAAGCUCCGAAUAAGAGGAAAUACGAUACUGCCGCACACUCAAAGUGGGAAGGGCAGACUUGUCAUAAGUGGGCCAAUUAUGCAAGAAGGUCUUGGCGAGGAAAGGCUAAUGCAUCUUCAGUGUCUAGACAAAACUGGCAGUCCUGUGUCCUGCACACCACCUUCUGGAUCCAGUAGCAGUCCUUCGGAAAGUAGCAGUGUGGCCAGCACUCCAAGCCCUGUCACCAGGGUACGCAGCAACUGCAAACGCCCUGGGAUGCACAAACAAGAAGAUGGACAGAACCAAAUCAAUGAGCAAGACUUGAACAACCAGCGCAAUCUUGACGUCAACCUUGUCUUCGAAAUUCCACAUGCACACAAGCCUGGAACGUUCCCAAAAUUGCUUACCCACAACAGUGCCUUCUCGCCUAUUGACAACACUUCUGUUAAUUGGAGGACAGGAAGCUUUCAUGGUUAUCAAGGUAGACGAUGUAAAAGCAGCAGCUCCAAAGACCAGGAACAAGCUUGCAGCCCAUUGGCUACUUACGAUCAUCGUGCCAGCAUUUAUGACAAUGUCCCAGAUCAUGCACAUAUUAUGAAUGAUGACGUGUUCUCAGCUUUGGAUAGUGUGAUGGAACGCAUUUGUGGCCUGCAGCAGUUGGUCACAUCUUGGACGGACAAGCUAUCCGAAGACGGGGAUUCAGAUUUCUCGCACUCAGGUUCUCCUUCACCUUCUUCUCUGACUGACAUCCACCUUGAAAUCAAAGAACCGGAGGAAAUAGAUGAAGCUGCCCCGGAGGAGACUUGUAGCCCAGAAGUGUUUGCACACACUGCUCAUCUUAUAAAGCAUACUGAUCGAAUUCAGAGGCCCCACUGGUCCAGUGUAAAAAUACUUUCACUGAGUAACCCCAACACAGGCAUAGAAGCCAAAUCAGCAGCACAUGUCUCCAUGCUGCAAAGACUGAGCCUCCUCAGGCUCACGGCUCUGAUGGACAAGCAUUCACCCUUCAGCAAACAAGGCUGGAACUGGACGGUGCCUAAAGUCUACCGAAAAGUUAAACCUUCAGAACACAAGAGCAGACAGGUGUUUGGGGUGCCUUUGCUCCAGAGUGUCCAGCAAUCUGGGAAACCUUUGCCACCAAGCAUUCUGAGAGCAAUGGAGUUCUUAAGGACUGAAUGUUUAGAUCAGGUUGGGCUCUUCCGAAAGUCUGGGGUCAAAUCCCGCAUUCAAAAUUUAAGGGAUAUGGUGGAGGCCGACCCUGAAAGAAUAUCCUUUGAAAAUCAGUCAGCCUUUGAUGUGGCUGACAUGGUGAAGCAGUAUUUCAGAGACCUGCCUGAACCCAUCUUCUCCAGCAAACUGUGUGAAAGCUUCCUGCACAUCUACCAAUACUUCCCCAAAGAUCAACAGUUUGCAGGGGUUCAAGCAGCCAUCUACCUCCUGCCUGAUGAGAACAGGGAGGCCCUUCAGAGCCUCUUCUUCUUCCUGCAAGAGGUGGUCGCCUGUGUGGAGGAGAACCAGAUGACCCCAACCAACAUCGCUGUGUGCCUGGCUCCCUCACUUUUCCACCUUAAUUCUUUCAAAAGAGACAGGACCAGCAUGAGGUCUAGACAACGGAAAUACAGUUUGGGAAGACCAGACCAGAGGGAUCUGAGUGAGAACCUGGCUGCAACACAGGGACUGGCACAUAUGGUUACCGAAUGCUCUCGCCUUUUCCAGAUACCGAAAUAUUGGGAAACCCAGGGGGCAAGCAGCUUUUCUGAAGAUUCACUGCAAAAUGAUGCAGGUCCAAGUUUUUCUCACUUUCGAGAUGGUGAACUUACAGACUGUGCCAGACUGACCCUGCUCACACAAAAACUUCUGAGGGAGGCCAGGGAGAAGUCUAAAGGCUGGACAUCAUGUUCAAGCUCUGAUCAUGUGGACAUGGCAGUUAAAAAGGUGGAGGAUGGUAACCCAUUGCGUCUUUGGAGAGGAACGACAGAAGUAGAUGCUCCGCAACAGGAAGUCUUCCACCGCGUGUUAAGAGAACACAAUCAGUGGCAAAGAGACCUCUUGCACAGUGAGGUGGUGGAGACUCUGGACAAGGAUGUAGAAGUGUAUCAUUAUAUACUGCAGGCUGCAGGGGCCAGGGCACCACUGCAGCAUGUUCUGCUAAGAACUUGGCAAUCGGAUUCUACAAAAGGGUCUCUGUUCGUGUCCUCCACUUCUGUUGAACAUGCUUCAGUGGUUCUCCAAGGAGUGAGGGCUCAAGUUUUCUGCUACUUCUUUCUAAUCGAGCCACUGGGUUCAAAGAAGUCAAGAGUCACACACCUCUGCCGGACAGACACAAGAGGCCGAUCUCCAGAAUGGCAUCAUAAAGUAGGAGGACACCUGGUUUCAUCUGUUUUGAUGGCCAUGAGGGACUCCUUUAGACCCAAAACAAAAGACUCAAAAUGGCAGUAAGGACUCCAAAGAAUAAUUUGUUAUACCCUGGACAGCUUAAAAAUCCCUGAGGUAUCUGUAAGCUCAAAAAAAGAGCAAAUACAUGAAGUAAGUGAGAGUGAUUGAGCUCCUGAGCUGCAAUAUGAAGUGAAAUCUUCUAAGAUGUUCCAGAAUUUCAGUACCGUGGAGAGUUACGGGACAAUUUUAAUACAAAGACCAUUCGGCCAGCAGACAAGGAACAACAACAGUGUGAUGAGGUGUUCCAGGAGAGCUGGUGCAUUUGACAUUAUUAAGACUGACAAGGGAGAGUGUCAGAGUAAUGAAAUGUCUCAUCCUAUUUUAAAGGACUGUUCCACGGGCUAAUGCGUUGCAGUGGUUGGCUCCGACACUCUCAACUCUCGCUGGUUUCAAGCAUUAAAAGAAAGACUGGUGACAGGAUUUGAAAUCAGCACUCUAAAGACUUGGCCACUGAAUCAUUGUUGUAUACCAAGAUUACAUUAUUGCAUUUCAAACAUACUUCAAUCUUUUCACACAGGGAAAUUAGCCUUCUUGAGGGAAUAUUCUAAUAGCAAAUAUGACAUUGUUUUAAGCAGUCAUCUAUAUAUAUAUAUAUAUAUAUAUAUAUAUAUAUAUACAUAUAUACAGGUGAAACUCGAAAAAUUUGAAUAU